This is a messenger RNA of Angiostrongylus costaricensis, 507 nucleotides long. The record is from the annotation of a GenBank genome assembly. NCBI's taxonomy places the organism in Eukaryota, Metazoa, Nematoda, Chromadorea, Rhabditida, Metastrongylidae.
AUGGUGACGAUCUGUACCUACAAUGCACGUACACUUGCAUCCGAGUACUCGAUAGAAGACUUGCUUAUGCUAGCAAGAAGGAUAAGGUACGACGUCAUCGGCCUGGCCGAGACGCAACGACGCCACUUAUUCAACGCCGUCUAUGACACCGGAGAAGAACUGUUCCUAGGAACAUGCGACAGUAGAGGAGUCGGCGGCGUCGGCGUUCUCGUCACCACGAGUUUGUCCAUGAACAACUAUUCAUUCACAGAACUAACAACCCGAAUCGGACGUUUACGGUUACAGAGGCGUGGAUCAAUACCGGCUUUGACAAAAUUCGUCGCUUACUCGCCGACGUCAAACUAUGACGAAGAAGAAGUCGAAGCGCUCUAUAUGGACUUGGAGGAGUUCUGCAGAGAAGACCAUACAUUCUUCAAGGUCAUCAUUGGAGAUUGCAACGCCAAGAUUAGACCAAGAAGAACGUCUGAAGAACGUCCGAAGAACGCCACAUUGGGACCCACAGAUUAG